Medioppia subpectinata is the source of this 1488-nucleotide messenger RNA. Lineage: Eukaryota; Metazoa; Arthropoda; Arachnida; Sarcoptiformes; Oppiidae. The record is from the annotation of a GenBank genome assembly.
UUUAAAUGCAAACAAAACUUUUGCAAACAAAUCGCAAACAAACUUUCAUUUUUGACAAUCACUUCAUUAAUCAGUGAUUUGACAUUCGUUUCGCUUGUCGUAUGAAAUGAUCGUUUGAUUAAUUGAUUCAUUUCUUGCGGUCGCCGAUAGUGUCACCAGAAUUGACGAAUUGAUCCCAAAAUGAAUGGUCGCGAAGAAGCGGACACUUCUUAUAACGAAGACGACGAACUCGUCAGACCUUUGGUCAGAGAUGUCGGACAUAAUGGACACGAAUUGGACGACAAUGUGUUGGCCAUUGAGGAGACGGGUUGUAUGGCGUGGCCUCUCUGUCAUCCGACAUACGCUUUGCACAGAUAUUUCGUACUCGUCUUCAUGUGUUUCUUAGGCUUCGGUAUGUCUUCGGCCAACUCUAUACCCGAUCCCUACCAUUCAUUAAACCUUUUAUGCGCUAAACAAAUUUAUUUCUGUUACGACGGUCCGGGAGCUCUUCAGGACGAGAUCACUGAUGAUAUGAAUAUAAGUGUCUCACAAUUCUCUGGACUCUACGCGUGGUAUUCGUGGCCUAAUGUCAUACUUUGCUUUUUCGGCGGCUUUUUGAUCGACCGUUUGUUUGGCAUCCGUUUGGGAGCAAUCAUUUUCAGUGUGUUUAUACUGAUUGGACAAUUGGUGUUCGCUUUCGGGGCGUUUGCCAACCGUUUUUGGCUCAUGAAUUUGGGACGAUUUAUUUUUGGAAUCGGCGGCGAAUCACUGGCCGUCACUCAGAAUACAUACGCCGUCUCGUGGUUUAAGGACAAAGAGAUUAAUAUGGUUUUUGGCCUUCAGUUGAGUUUCGCUCGCGUCGGCAGUACUGUUAACUUCAAUACAAUCGCUCCCAUCUAUAACGCGGUCGGAGAUUAUAUAACUCACGUGAAAGACCACACGACUCUUGGCAUUACACUCCUGAUAGCGUCGGCCACGUGUGUCUUCUCCUUGUUGUGCGCUUUUGUACUCGCCUUCUAUGACAAGAGAGCCGAAAGGAUUUUGAAGCGUCCGGUCGUUCAGGCGGGAGAUGUGGUCAAAAUUACUGAUGUCAAACAUUUUAAGCUUUCAUUUUGGUUAAUAAGCCUUAUUUGUGUCACAUAUUAUGUGUCUAUCUUUCCAUUCACUGCGUUGGGAGGAACAUUUUUCCGGCGAAAAUACCGAAUGUCUCACUACGAGGCCAAUGCUGUCGAUAGUAUUAUAUACAUAAUAUCUGCGGUAUUGUCUCCAUUCUUGGGACUUUUGGUUGAUCUCACGGGUCGUAACAUACUGUGGGUCUUCAGCUCAGCGAUCAUCACAUUAUUUGCUCAUUCAUUACUUGCCUUUUCAUUCAUAAACCCAUGGCUUGGAAUGGUUUUAAUGGGAAUCGGGUAUUCGGUGUUGGCCUGUGCUCUCUGGCCAAUGGUUGCUCUUAUUAUACCCGAACAUCAGUUGGGAACAGCCUAUGGUGUUAUGCAAUCGGUUCAAAAU